AUGAGUGCUAGUUAUUUAACACCGGAGACGACGACGGAGGACAAGAGCGGCAGAGAGCGACUCGGGCUGAGCUUCACCAUCGACUACCUCCUGUUCAAUAAGGGAGCCAAAGAUUCUGAACCGAAGGAUGACCGGAGGUUGCUCGAUGGUCACAAACCCAGAAAGGUGGUCGCCGUACAGGAGAGGUCAGCAGAGACCGGAGAAAGGGACGUCAGAAGAGAGGAGGGGGAUGGAGAACGACGAGAGGAGGGGGAGGAGGACGUGAGCGCUGCCGCCAUAUGCGACGAAAAACCCAACCAGUCGUACAUCGCACUCAUCUCCAAGGCCAUCCUGGCGUCGGAGCAGAAGAAGUUGCUGUUGUGCGACAUCUAUCAGUGGAUCAUGGACCACUACCCUUACUUCAAGAGCAAGGAUAAAAACUGGAGAAACAGCGUGCGACACAACCUGUCCCUCAACGACUGCUUCAUCAAAGCCGGACGAAGCGAAAACGGUAAAGGCCACUUCUGGGCCGUUCAUCCGUCAAACUACAAGGACUUUUCUAACGGGGACUACCACUGCCGGAAGACGCGACGGAGGGUCCGCAGGGUGGCGGGGCAGCUCCCGCUCUUGCCCCUCGGCUCCUCGUAUCAACUCGCCCGCCACCAGCGGGCGUCCUGCUGGUGCUGCCCGCAGGCCCGUGCGCUCCCGUUACCCUGUUUGGCCCCAAGACUCUAUUGGCCUUGGUCCAGUGUCCAAGUACCAGGCUUUCACCUUGACCUGCAUGUGUCUGGACCUUAA
This is a messenger RNA of Syngnathus typhle (broad-nosed pipefish), 777 nucleotides long. RefSeq names its product forkhead box Q2 (gene foxq2). Gene Ontology annotation, biological process: anatomical structure morphogenesis; cell differentiation; regulation of transcription by RNA polymerase II. NCBI's taxonomy places the organism in Eukaryota, Metazoa, Chordata, Actinopteri, Syngnathiformes, Syngnathidae. The record is from RefSeq and is a predicted model, not a curated record. The transcript is spliced from 2 exons. Gene Ontology annotation, molecular function: RNA polymerase II cis-regulatory region sequence-specific DNA binding; DNA-binding transcription factor activity, RNA polymerase II-specific. The coding region runs from base 1 to 777 and encodes 258 amino acids.